This is a messenger RNA of Helianthus annuus (common sunflower), 953 nucleotides long. RefSeq names its product sm-like protein LSM1B. Gene Ontology annotation, molecular function: RNA cap binding. Gene Ontology annotation, biological process: deadenylation-dependent decapping of nuclear-transcribed mRNA. Gene Ontology annotation, cellular component: Lsm1-7-Pat1 complex; P-body. The transcript has 5 exons. Lineage: Eukaryota; Viridiplantae; Streptophyta; Magnoliopsida; Asterales; Asteraceae. Bases 376 to 762 code for a protein of 128 amino acids. The record is from RefSeq and is a predicted model, not a curated record.
UAAAAUUGCGGAACCAAAAGACUAUAGUUGAUUCAUUAGUCAAACAUUACACCUAUCUUCCAAACGCCCCCAGAUUUGGGGAUAGUUAAUCUAGGGUUUAUAGAUAGAUCUGAAAUAACAAUUAGCAUUCUCUCUUGAUGUUUUACGAUUCGAGAGUGUGUAUUGUUUAAAGAUUCGGUGAUUAUUACAGGUUUUAGUUUGUAUAAUAUCGCCGCUGAUUCGUCUAGGGUUUUAAUUUUGCUGUUCAUCAUUGGAAAUUGGGGAAUUAUAGUAGUAGAAGAUAAAAGGUUGUCAAUUUAAGAUCGGGAGGCUGCUGCCGAUGCAAGUUUGUUUAGUUUAACGAAGAAUUAUUGGUUGAUUUCUCAUAUACCGAAAAUGUCGUGGGCAGGGCCUGAAGAUAUUUAUCUCUCUACUUCUCUUGCAAGCUAUCUUGACAAGAAGCUUCUUGUACUGCUACGUGAUGGAAGGAAGCUAUUGGGGAUACUUCGGUCUUUUGAUCAGUUUGCCAAUGCUGUUCUUGAAGGUUCUUGUGAGCGAGUAAUUGUUGGCGAUCUUUAUUGUGACAUACCACUAGGUCUAUACGUAAUUCGUGGUGAAAAUGUUGUUCUAAUUGGCGAGCUGGAAAUGGAGAAGGAAGAACUUCCACCUCAUAUGACUCGAGUUUCUGAAGCUGAGAUAAAAAGGGCUCAGAAGGUGGAGAGGGAGGCUACAGAUUUGAAGGGCACAAUGAGAAGAAGGAUGGAAUUCUUGGAUAUGGACUGAUUGAUUUAAUGGAAAUUUGUCGGUUUGUUUAUUAAUGUUAUACCAAUAUCUUCCUUCCGCAAAUAUUAUCGCGGCCUGGGUUUGGUGGAUUAUGAUGUUUAAGUUUGCAUAGUUUUAGUUUUUGUUAUGUAUGUUCAAAUAAUGUUUUAUUUGGCAUAUCAAAUAAAAGUAUACAGAUCUUGUUGUCAGCA